Messenger RNA from Setaria italica (foxtail millet), 2416 nucleotides. Its product is annotated as protein CYPRO4. Gene Ontology annotation, cellular component: nucleus; cytoplasm. The record is from RefSeq and is a predicted model, not a curated record. NCBI's taxonomy places the organism in Eukaryota, Viridiplantae, Streptophyta, Magnoliopsida, Poales, Poaceae. The transcript is spliced from 2 exons. Gene Ontology annotation, molecular function: protein binding. Bases 263 to 2122 code for a protein of 619 amino acids.
AUUCACCCCCUUCGCGAAGCAAACCACCUCGCCGUGCCCGGCGCGUGGGGCGCGUCGCGUCCGGCGCACGCACCGACCAUCCCCUGCCGUCCCCGCGUCCCCCACAUCCACGCUCCACAGCCCCGCAGCGUACUUAUACACGCUCCCCGCCGCUCCGACCUCACUUUCCCCGCCCCCGGUCACGAAUUCACGAUCUCCUCUCCCGCACCGCACGCACCUCGCAACCCCCGCGCGCGCCGAAUUCCCCUCCACCGCAACCGCCAUGGGCGGCUCCCACAGCCGCGAGGACAUCGACCUCACCUCCUCCGACGAGGAGGAGGAGUACGGGGAGGAGGACUACGACGCCCCAUCCCCCAUCUCCGACCCCGCCGCGAGCGCGGGCCAGCGCGACGACGACCUCCUCCGCACCGCCACCCCCGCGUCGCUUGAGGCCAUCGACGCCAAGCUCCGGUCGCUCGAUCUCAAGUACCAGCGCCCCACGGCCGCCAAGCUCUACCUCCACGUCGGCGGGGCCACGCCCUCCGCGCGCUGGGUGCUCGACGAGCGCCGCGCGAGCUACGCCUUCGUCGACAAGGCGAGCGACGACACCUCCUCCCCCAGGUGGUUCCUGGAGGUCGGCCCGGGGCCGCGGGUCUCCGCGCCCGUGGACUCGGCGCUCCAGCUCAAGACGAACCCUGCUCAGCGCCGGGUGGACUUCGCCGCGGGCGGCUCCGUGUGGGCUCUGCGACUGCCCACCGACGCCGAAUUCCGCCGGUUCCGGGUGGACUACGACCGGUGCCUCUUCGAGAACACGUACGGGGUCGAGGCCACGGAUGAGGGCCGGAAGGAGGUGUUCGGCGCUGACUUCGCCGCGUGGGCGCGCCCCGACGAGGCCGACGACGCCGUUUGGGCCGACGCCGAGGAAAGCCUCACCCCUCCCGUCGCGGCACCAGCGAGGGACCUGCUUAAGGAGUUCGAGGAGGAGGCCGGCGACGGUGACAGCAUCCAGAGCCUCGCGCUGGGGGCGCUUGACAACAGCUUCUUGGUAGGCGGCGCCGGGAUACAGGUUGUCAAGAACUUCCGGCACGGCUUGCACGGGAAGGGCGCGUCGGUGAGGAUCUCAGGUGGCCGCGGCGUCAGUGGGAGCGCGUACUCGAUGCCGAAGAAGGCCCUCCUGAUGCGCGGCGAGACUAACAUGCUGCUGAUGAGCCCAGGAGAGGCUCUGCAUUCUAAUGGCGUCCACCAUGUUGAUAUUGAGACUGGGAAGGUUGUGGCCGAAUGGCGGUUCAAGAAGGAUGGAACUGACAUCACAAUGCGAGACAUUGCCAAUGACAGUAAGGCUGCGCAGCUGGACCCCUCCGGAUCGACAUUCUUGGGUCUGGACGAUAACCGGUUGUGCAGGUGGGACAUGCGCGAUGCCAGAGGCAGGGUGCAGACAAUUGGUAGCUCAUCAGAGUCGCCGGUGCUGAACUGGUCACAGGGUCAUCAGUUCUCGCGGGGCACCAAUUUCCAGUGCUUUGCAAGUACUGGGGACGGUUCAAUUGUUGUUGGUUCGGUGGAUGGCAAGAUCCGACUCUAUUCAAAGAGCUCAAUGCGAAUGGCAAAGACGGCAUUCCCAGGGCUUGGGUCCCCAAUUACACAUGUUGAUGUUACUUACGAUGGGAAAUGGAUUUUGGGCACAACUGAUACAUACUUGAUUUUAAUCUGCACAAUCUUUAAGGACAAGGAUGGGAAAGAAAAGACUGGGUUCAGUGGUCGAAUGGGAAAUAGGAUUGCUGCGCCAAGGUUGCUGAAGCUCACCCCAUUGGAUUCAAUUUUGGCAGGGACUGACAACAAGUUCCAUGGUGGGCAGUUCUCAUGGGUUACAGAGAAUGGAAAUCAGGAAAAGCAUCUCGUUGCUACAGUCGGCAAAUUCAGUGUGGUAUGGAACUUUCAGCAAGUCAAGGACAGCAAGCAUGAAUGCUACCGUGAUCAACAGGGCCUCAAAAGCUGCUACUGCUACAAGGUAGUCCUCAAGGAUGAAUCAAUCGUUGACAGCCGCUUCAUGCAUGAGAAGUUCGCGACUAAUGACUCUCCUGAGGCUCCUCUCGUGGUCGCUACACCAAUGAAAGUCAGCUCCUUCAGUAUGGCAAAUAGACGCUAACUCUGGUGGUUUUGGUUUCUCUUUUCAUUUGUGUAAGAUAGUGUGGGAAGUUACAGGUUUUUGUGCAGUUUAGUGGUUGGUUCGUUCAUUUUCUUACGGGUUCGUGACAUGGUUGACUUUAUGGUUUCUUGGUACAGAACUGUUCGAGCUUCCUUCAGGAAGAUGUAAAAAAAUAACUUGUACGUGUGGUUAUUGUCAUUUGUUGUGGCUCAGUCGAGUGGUAUGCACUACCUGUUUGAUGGACAACGUGUGUAAGAAGGUGUGCAAACAAAGAAAUAAAUUUUAGCCCCGUCA